AAAAAAGGCGAAUUUCGGAAAGACCGACCCUUUGCUUUCAUGCAAUCGUAAUCGCAUUCUACCGGGGAAUGGACGCCCAGGACCAGGCGAUCUUAGAGGAGCUGCAUCGCGUAGAGGUUGAGAUUGAAGAUGUCCAAGUCCAAAUACAGAUGUUGCUUGAACAGCAAGAGAAGUUGCAUGAAAGACAGUCUGAACUGAAGACCCUGUUGGAAGCAUGUAAAGGAUCAGGAGACCCAGUUACAGAUGAUGCUUCAACUACUGUUGAAAACUGGUCUGGGCAAUUUGAGUGGGAUUCUGAAGCUGAUGAUGUUCGGUUCAAUGUUUUUGGCAUAUCCACAUACCGUGCAAAUCAAAGAGAAAUUGUUAAUGCAAUCAUGAGCGGAAGAGAUGUUCUAGUGAUUAUGGCUGCAGGUGGUGGCAAAAGCCUGUGUUACCAGCUUCCAGCUAUUCUUCGUGAUGGAGUUGCUCUUGUUGUUAGUCCUUUGCUUUCCUUAAUUCAGGAUCAGGUAAUGGGUUUGACUGCUUUAGGCAUUCCAGUGCAUAUGUUGACAUCAACUACUAGCAAGGAAGACGAGAAGUUCAUAUACAGGGCUCUUGAAAAGGGUGAAGGAGAUCUCAAAUUGUUGUAUGUCACACCAGAAAAGAUAUCAAAGAGCAAGAGAUUUAUGUCAAAACUUGAGAAGUGUCAUCGCGCUGGUUGUCUCUCUCUAAUUUCAAUAGACGUAUGUAUUUUUCUUAAAAAAAUAAUAAUCUUCAUUCUUGAUUCCGAAGUCAGACUAAGCAUCUCGGUUCUGUCUUUCUCUUGGCUGUCAAUAGUUGUUGGUUUGGUGGUUCUGAUUCAAAUGUGUUAAAUGAAUACUUGCCCUACCUUCCUUUGCAUGUUCUGUAUGUACCCAAUAACUUAUAUGAGAGGCAGUACUAUUUUUAAGAAAAUUAAUCGUUCUUAGUUUGGGGGAUAAAACAUAGACAAAAGAAAACAUAAUAGCAAAGUACUCCUUGUGCUACAAAGUAUGUAAUGUACAGAUAUAUUUGUAUGUUUCUUUGUAUAUAUACAGACAUGUAUUUUAGAUGAGCACUAUAAUGGGAGAAGUCAGAUAUAUAUUUCAUUAUGAAGUAAUUGAAA
Corylus avellana is the source of this 1123-nucleotide messenger RNA. Lineage: Eukaryota; Viridiplantae; Streptophyta; Magnoliopsida; Fagales; Betulaceae. The record is from RefSeq and is a predicted model, not a curated record.